Arachis ipaensis is the source of this 960-nucleotide messenger RNA. The record is from RefSeq and is a predicted model, not a curated record. NCBI's taxonomy places the organism in Eukaryota, Viridiplantae, Streptophyta, Magnoliopsida, Fabales, Fabaceae.
AUGGAAACGCAUAAAGCCAAACUACGCUGCCAAUGGUUACAAUGCAAACCACGAUCUUCAUCCAACAAGAGGAAUUCUGAUGAUUCUACAGUUGAGGUGCCCUUCUCAAGCAAGAGGAAGGCAAGAACGGCAGCAAACGCCUUUGGUUACUGUCUUGAAGGGGCUAACGAGGAGGAGGACAAGAGGAUGAUUAUCAAGGAAACAAAAACAGACUGUUCUAUUCAAAAUAAACAGUUUGAUUUCAACGAUAAUGAACUUGAAGUUGUUAAUAUUCUGUUUAACCUCCCCGGGAACUUCUUAGAGAGAGUUAAUUUAGAGACUUCAAGUAGUGCUGCAAAUUCAAGCCCCAGUGCCGACCAAGAACAGGUUUCAAAGGAGUCUUCCAAGAAACCAGUCAACCAAGAAAGAAACAGCCCCAGUGCCGAUCAAGAACGGGUUUCGAACAAGAAUUCCAAGAAGACCGUUAGCUCAAUGGAUUCUUGGUCCAAGAGAGAAUCAAAGAAACCAGUCAACCAAAACCAAGAACCCUCUGAACUGCCACAAAAUUUCAAGAACUUGAUAAGUGAUAUGGGUGGCAGCAGGAUCACUCUGCUCAUUCAAAAAACUCUAUAUCUUUCUGAUUUGAAUCCGCAACAAAACCGGCUUUCGAUACCGUCACAGCAGGUCAAGGACAAAGAUUUCUUGCUUCCCACGGAACUAGAAAUUCUGGAGGAGAAAAAGGGAAUAAAGGUGAAAUUGAUCCAACCCUCGCUGGAAAUCACUGAGUUGACUUUGAUUAAGUGGUUCAUGCACAAGGGACCAGAGUCAGAGAAAGUUAGCAUAUCCUAUAUUCUGAGAUCAAAUUGGGUCAAAGUUGCAGAGGCUAACAAUUUAGAAAAGGAUGAUGUUGUUCAAGUUUGGUCAUUCCGAGUUGACGAGAAAUUAUGCAUGGCAAUUGUCAAGCUUUGGUUUAUUGUUUAA